UCACAGCAUGGAAAGUUCCCGCCAAGCCUCAGAACAUUGGGAGAAAAAAAAAAUCACACUUGCUAGGGGCGUGGCUUGCUGGGGACUGGGUGAAGUCUUCAACAAAAUGGCGCCGCCAUAGUCAGGGCUACGACGUUUUACGUAGGAAUUGCCUACUGACAGACAGUUUUAAUUUGUAAAUAUUCCACCCAUCCAGAGCUAUGUGUAGAUCACGUGACUCGGCCAAGGUCCGCAACAUUUCGCUUUUCAGAAUGGUCUUCGCCUAGAGGGCUGGGCCGUGUUCUGAUUGGUUAGAACACGUCCUCACAUCCGGUCAAGUGAAAUUCGGUUGAACUUAGCAUCACGCAGCGGAAUUAUGUAAACGGCGCUCUACGUGCCAGUCAUUGAAAUACAUUAUUGUAACGUCCGGUACCGGGCCGCCAGCAGCUCUUGCAGUGUGUGGUGCCAGUGGGCGGGGCGGUUGGGUGGUAGUACCCUGGCAUGGCAGAUGAUGGGGUGGCCGCUUGAGUGCCAUCACCAUGCAGUGUCAGAUUACAGAGGCUGUCAGUGAGGACGGGACUGCAGAGUCGCUGCCAGUGCUGCACAGGGAACCAUGUCCUCCGCUAGCGGCACGCCCGUACCUCUGUCCCCCGGGGGGCGCCGGCUGGAGCUGAGCGAGGAGCUGCGGAAGAGAGCGUACACCCUGUGCCGGGAGUACCUUCGGGGGGCGUGGAGGAGCAUCGGACCCGAGCACAUGAGGGUCUCUGUGGUCAGUGGUGGCCUCAGUAAUCUACUGUAUAAGUGUAGUCUCGCAGACACCGUCCAAACGCAAUCUACAGAGCCACGUCAAGUGUUGCUGCGGCUUUAUGGAGCCAUCCUGCAGGGUGUGGACUCUCUUGUCCUGGAGAGUGUAAUGUUUGCAAUACUUGCUGAGCGGUCACUGGGUCCACGCUUGUAUGGUGUUUUUCCGCAAGGUCGUCUUGAAGAAUACAUUCCAAGUCGUAGGCUGGUGACCUCAGAACUUAGUGUUCCUGAGAUUUCUAGUGAAAUUGCCCAGAAGGUGGCCCGGUUCCACAUGAUGGAAAUGCCAUUUAAUAAAAAGCCAGUGUGGCUGUUCAAGACUAUGGAAAAGUACAUGUCUCAGAUUUCCUCUCUAUCCUUUACAAAAGCGGAUCAUGUGGAGCAGUUUAACAAACUGAAGAGUUACCACUUGGAGGAAGAAAUGAAAAGUCUUAUGCUUCUGCUGGAAUCCACACCGUCUCCUGUUGUGUUUUGCCACAAUGAUGUUCAGGAAGGUAAUAUCCUGCUUCUGUCAUCUCGGUCCUCCCACCCAACAGAUAAACUUAUGCUCAUUGACUUUGAGUAUAGCAGCUACAACUACAGAGGAUUUGACAUUGGAAAUCACUUCUGUGAGUGGGUAUAUAAUUACCAUCAUGAUGAGUGGCCAUUCUACAAAGACCAACUCAGCGACUACCCCACACAAGAGCAGCAGCUUCAUUUUUUCCGAUCUUAUCUGUUGGAAAGUUGUCCAGAGCUUAGCGAAGAGGAGCGGCGUGUUCAAAUGGCCACCAUGGUUACUGAGGUGAAUCGAUUUGCUUUGGCAUCACAUUUCUUUUGGGGUCUUUGGUCCAUUUUACAAGCAAAAAUCUCAACGAUUGAGUUUGGAUACCUGGAUUACGCACUCUCUCGCUUUGAUGCAUAUUUUCAACAGAAACGUCUGUGGUCUUGAAUUUCAAAUGAUUGUCCAUCUGAAUGGUCGACUCUUCAAUCUCACAUCCACACCUUAGGAUGUUCUUCCCGUCCACGCUGAUACCAACUCACGCCAGCUGGAAAUUUGUCUACUGCACUUUCCAUUGUCUACAUAAUUUUUCUCAAUCAUAGACAUGACUUUCUAUAAAGUAACCUGUUGUGUACUGUAUGUUUUCCUAUUAUCUCUGUAGUUCAGAAGUUUGCCUACAAGCUGUAGUUUACAAUGUCAUUUAUUCUGCACUGACUUUAGUUUGGUCAUCAUCAGGUAGAUUUCGGAAUUGUACUUCCAAACACGUAAACUAGAGUCCUGCAUAGUCACCAUUGUAAUGUGGAACCUUUGCCAGUACGUUAUAGGUUUCUUAUAAUGCACUUAUUUCAUUCCAUCCAGACGUAGCAGGUGUAUUGCUUUAAACAGAGGCUAAGACUGAUCAUGUAAUUUAAUGCAGGUAUAAUAAGAAAUAACCAAUGUUGAAAAUCCGAAAUCCACCCAGGGAGUGUAUAUACAAGGAGGGCCCUGGUUAAUCCCUCUCUUCUAAAUUCACAUGCUUUAAUUCUCUCUUCUAAAUCCACAUGCUUUAAUUCUCUCUUCUAAAUUCAAAUGCUUUAAUUCAGACAUAGUUUGGCAUGUCAUUUGGCAUAUUCGAGGCUGUAAAUGGCCCAGAGUAAAGCUUUUUCAGGCUUGAAAGGGGUACUCCGCUGCACACAUCUUAUCCCUUAUCCAAAGGAUAGGGGAUAAGAUGUUAGAUCGCGAGGGUCCUGCCGCUUGGGACCCCCAUGAUCUCUGGGCCGGCACUCCUGUCAUUUGGGGCACAGAGCGAACUCUGCUCCAUGCCUGAUGACUGGCGAUGCAGGCCACCACGCCCCCUCCAUUCAAGUCUAUGGUAGAAGGCGUGACGGCUCUGUACUAGCUUUCACACCCCCUCCCAUAGACAUGAAUGAAGGGGGCAUGGUGUGAUCUCCCGAACGCGGUAGCUGCAAGCUUCGGUGUUCCCGAUGCCGCAGAUGGUGGCCCUUGGAUAGGGGAUAAGAUGUGUGCAGCGGAGUACCCCUUUAACUUCUACUGUGUCCCUAAAAUAGCUGCAAGUACAACCAAAAACACCUCAUAAAAUGGGGAAAAAUUUGCCAAAACACAGAUUAAAAGCAGAAAAAAGAUGAAAAAUAUGACAAUUUUUAGAUGGUUUUUGAUUGAAAAUUAGCAUUUUUCUUCUUUUUUUAAGGCUCAAAAUUAACCUCAAAACUGCUAUGUAAACAUAGCCUGAAAGAAAACCUUAGACUGUAUUGACCCCUUUUAUGCAGGAAAAGGGUCUGCCAAAUGACAUGUACAGUUUGAAGACCCCACCAAACAACUAGUCCUGUGUUAUGUUCUGAAACUUAUGACAUAAGAUGCUGAAGUCUAUUGGGGACUGUGGGGUUAUUUUAUCAAAACAGCUUCUUUUUGCCUUGGACACACCUCUAUUCUCUGGAAUGGAGAACCACUUUUAAUAGCUUCUCCUCCAGACACAAUUAUGUACAGUAUUAUCACACGGACGGAUUACGCGCAAGUUUCCUACAGAGGAAAAUCCACAGAAGAUCCCAUUGAAGUCAAUGUAAUCUGCUGCAGAUUUUCCACUACCGGAAUCUCGCAGGCAAUCCACCCGUGUAAAUGUAGGGGAGACCAUGUAAUACAUAAAUGGGUCUGGUGGUCUGGAGGGGAAGCUGCAAUUAGUGUGGUUCUUCAUUCCAGAGCAUAGAAGGGAGUCCCAGGCAAAAAAUAUGCAGCAGGUAAUCCGCCUGUGUGAACAUACCCUAACACUAGACUUUUAGUAGCAUGUAUGGUCAGAAGUAAGGUGCUGAAUGCCAGACUGGCUGUCCUUUAUAAAGGGGUUGUUCUCAUGAGCCAAUCCCUUUUACGUGCAGUUAUUCCUGAUUUUUCAGGUUUUGAAUGAAGGCAGGCUGUUACUUUAGCCACUGACUUGCAAGGGUGCAUUGAAUGGCUAAUAUCCUUUAUCAGCUGCCGAACAUGGUUUAUACUUAGCAUGGGAAAUCUACAAAGCUUUAAACAAUUAAAAGAACACUUAUGCUUUGGUUGAAAUGCAUGUUUUCAGAUCUAACAUGACAAAACUUAUCAGAUAAAUGCUGCUAAAUAGGUCUGCGGAUUAUCUUCAAAGGGACUUUCUCUGUCACAUCAGUCAGUGUAAAGAGGCCCUUGAUGCUUCAUUUGCCUUCAUUCAUUAUACAAGGUAAUGGUUAUUAUGCUUAAAUACUCAAUCUUUUCUAGUUUCACUAGUCUAUGUACAAUGACUGAAUUUUAAUGAAGCCCGUAUAAUUUAUCCAUAGUUUUUUUUUAAUACAAAUGUUAUGUAAAUAGAAGUUGUUGUGUUUUUUUUUUUGUUUUCUCAAUAACUUGUUGCCUUUCUUGCUGCAUCUCUAAAUGCCACUACCCGUGUUCUUCCAGUAUCAUGACACUAUACUCUGGCAUCAUUAUCAGCUGUGUCAUGCAACGUGCAAGAGCGCCUCCACAGGCCACUGUCUGAUUAGGCAGGAUGUGAUUCUGUGAAGGUAGACUUUAAUUGUUCUUUGUAUUGUGUUUGCAGCAGCCAUUCUGAACAAGCAGAGCUGCAUUGUAAAAGCAUAAGAGAUGGAUAGAUGAGCCUGUUUCAGGCUACUCCAGCUACCCUAUGCAACACAAAUGUUGUCGGCACUGUAUACCACGAGCGCUGGGGGGGUGGCUGUUGUUUGGGGCGCAGUGGUGCUCCUGUACACCACAAG
Messenger RNA from Hyla sarda, 4476 nucleotides. It is a transcript of the gene CHKB, whose product is annotated as choline kinase beta. NCBI's taxonomy places the organism in Eukaryota, Metazoa, Chordata, Amphibia, Anura, Hylidae. Gene Ontology annotation, cellular component: cytoplasm. Bases 593 to 1708 code for a protein of 371 amino acids. Gene Ontology annotation, molecular function: ethanolamine kinase activity; choline kinase activity. The transcript is spliced from 11 exons. Gene Ontology annotation, biological process: phosphatidylethanolamine biosynthetic process; CDP-choline pathway. The record is from RefSeq and is a predicted model, not a curated record.